Polistes canadensis is the source of this 1048-nucleotide messenger RNA. It is a transcript of the gene Rpe, whose product is annotated as ribulose-phosphate 3-epimerase. NCBI's taxonomy places the organism in Eukaryota, Metazoa, Arthropoda, Insecta, Hymenoptera, Vespidae. The transcript is spliced from 4 exons. Bases 309 to 983 code for a protein of 224 amino acids. The record is from RefSeq and is a predicted model, not a curated record. Gene Ontology annotation, cellular component: cytosol. Gene Ontology annotation, biological process: pentose-phosphate shunt; carbohydrate metabolic process; pentose-phosphate shunt, non-oxidative branch. Gene Ontology annotation, molecular function: D-ribulose-phosphate 3-epimerase activity; metal ion binding.
CGCAUUACUUAUAAAUGUUCUACGAUUACUCAUCAAAUUUUUUUCUUUUUAUUCGAUAUUUAAAUUUAUCUUAUAUUUACAUAUGUGUCAAUUAUUUCCUCGUAAUUAUAAUCUUUAAAAUUAAAUAGAGAAUUGCUAUAAUUCUAUAGAUAAGUUUAUACGAAAAAAUCAGAAUAAAUGACAUAAUUUUGACAAGGUGUUAUUGAAAGCUCUUACAAAAUGAAUGUGAUUUUUAUCUACUUCGAAAUACAUUGAAGAUCCUGAUCUUUAAAAAUUUGAAAUAUUUGUAAUAGCUUUCUUACUUCGCGAUGGCUAAAAAUUUAACAGCAAAAAUCGGACCUUCAAUUUUAAAUGCUAAUUUAGCACAAUUGUCUGAGGAAUCGCAACGUUUGUUAAAUAAUGGUGCGGAUUAUCUUCAUUUGGAUGUAAUGGAUGGUCAUUUCGUUCCUAACCUUACUUUUGGCCAUCCUCUUGUAAAAUGUCUUCGUAGUAAUAUAAAAGAUGCAUUUUUUGAAACACAUAUGAUGGUCUCUAAUCCGGAACAGUGGAUCGAACCAAUGGCCGAUGCUGGUGUGAAUCAAUAUACAUUUCACGUAGAACCAGUUAAAGAUGUUCCAUCAGUUUGUAGGAAAGUUAGAGAAGCAGGAAUGAAGGUAGGGGUAGCACUUAAACCAGGUACGCCAGCAGAUGUAAUUGUUGAUUAUGUUGAUUUAGCUGAUAUGAUAUUAGUUAUGACAGUCGAACCAGGAUUUGGAGGACAAAAAUUUAUGGAGUCAAUGAUGCCAAAAGUAGCAUGGCUUAGAAAGAAUUAUCCUACUCUAGAUAUUGAAGUUGAUGGCGGAGUUGGUCCAGCUACUAUAGAAGCUUGCGCAAAGGCUGGUGCAAAUAUGAUAGUAUCUGGAACAGCGGUAAUUGGUGCUACUGACCAGGCAAAAGUUAUAAGAGAUUUGAAACAUGCUGUUAAUUGUGUAUUGAAUAAUUAAUAUGAUAGGGAAAAUAAAUGUUAUUAGUAACAUUUUGUAAAUAUAUUUUAUAAACAAAAAUUUAA